AUGUCCUCCCCAUGGGAGACCGUGAACACAUCCCACGCAGUGGUCAGGUUCUCCUCAGACUCUGCAGACCAUCUCUUCACCGUGUGGUCACUGGCUGUCUCCAUACGAGGGAGUAACCACGACAGUUUACGUACAGCUAAACUCUCUCCCUCUCGUAGUAUUGGAGGUCACUCUGUGAGUCGUGGGACUCGUGUGUUGGUCAACAUGUGGUCGAUUCACCACGACCCUGCACAGUGGGACAAACCCGACCUGUUCAACCCAGAUCGUUUCCUUGACGACCAGGGCCAGCGGGUCACACCCUCCUUCUUCCUGCCGUUCGGGGCGGGACCUCGAGUCUGCGUUGGCGAAUCAUUGGCGAGGCUGGAGCUCUUUCUCUUCCUGUCCUCUCUGCUCCAGCGAAUGAGCUUCAGGCAGCCGGACGGGGCUCCCCCGCCCAACCUGCAGGGGCGGCUGGGUGUAGUUCUGCAGCCGUUGCCUUAUAAGCUCGUUGUCACUCCGAGGGCGGGGUGGGCGGGUGGGGCCAAAUAAAAGGGGGAGGGGUUAAUGAACGUAAAACUAACAUUUUUGUGACAAUUUGUUAAAAUUGUGAAAAUCAACAAAUGAAUUGUGAAGCUGAAAACAGCACUGACCACGUCUACAUGUGUGCUAACCUUCCAUUAUCAUUCUGAAUAAGACAAUACUCGCAUUAUGUUUGGAGCUUCAGAAGGUUCUGAACGUAGCAUUUUAUCAAACACUUUGAUAUCAACUGGUUUUUGGAUAUCUGCAAAUAUCGCAACGCAGGAUUUACGUCAUGGGGGCGUUAAUCCAAGUACGCACGGCUACAUGUAAACAUCUUACAAUGUCUUUUUCAGAAUAAGAGCAAGACAUGUAAUAUUUUGUGCAUUUAAACGUAGUCUUCAUCUCCCGUCGCAAUGAUGGGGAAUUUUCACAACAAGCAGAAAGUUAGCUAACAGCGCUACAGAAACAUCUUAACAGCUAUAAAAAGAUUAAAAAUGACCAUAAUUCUGUCAAGUAUAGUUCGACAAAUGUUUCUAAAUUUGUUCCAUUACAUGAUUUGCAUUCAGUGUAAAAACAAAAUGGAUGAAAUAAAGAACUGAUGACGGAAGGAUAACAUACUUUCAUAAACUCUUUGGCACGAGAUAGUUAUAUUAUUGUGGUUAGCUUGUUCUCCUGCCUCUGCCUCCUUGCUUAUGGUCUGGACCGCUCAUGGUCAGCCUAACAACCCUCCCCUUCUGAUUGUUAAUGUGUUCCUCCUGUGUCCAUUCACUCUGCCCUUGUGUCUUUGCCUUUCUCCCCCAGCUGUGUCUUGUGUGUCUUUCCCUGUGUCUACCCCUGGCAUGGUUUGUGUGUUCAGUUUAUUCUAGUGAUGGCGAGAUGAAGCUUCAUGAAGCAUUGAAGCUUUCCAUCCAAUUGGUUCACUCAUUUGCUCUACUGCGCCAUCA
Cottoperca gobio is the source of this 1442-nucleotide messenger RNA. RefSeq names its product steroid 17-alpha-hydroxylase/17,20 lyase-like. NCBI's taxonomy places the organism in Eukaryota, Metazoa, Chordata, Actinopteri, Perciformes, Bovichtidae. The coding region runs from base 1 to 528 and encodes 175 amino acids. Gene Ontology annotation, biological process: progesterone metabolic process; hormone biosynthetic process. Gene Ontology annotation, molecular function: iron ion binding; steroid 17-alpha-monooxygenase activity; heme binding. The transcript has 3 exons. The record is from RefSeq and is a predicted model, not a curated record.